This is a messenger RNA of Arabidopsis arenosa, 1049 nucleotides long. The record is from the annotation of a GenBank genome assembly. Lineage: Eukaryota; Viridiplantae; Streptophyta; Magnoliopsida; Brassicales; Brassicaceae.
CUAUCUAUUUCUCUGUUGGAUCUUUGUUCUCGGAUAUUUUUACAUGGCAACCGUUGAUGUCAUCAACGGUGAUUCAAUCUCAACUCUUCAUUCUGAUAUCAUCCAAACCCAAAUCUUGACCCGACUCGAUGGUCCGACGUUAGCCUCCACUGCAACAACCUCUUCUUAUCUCCAAACUCUUUGCACGGAAGAGAAACUCUGGCAAGAACUCUCCAUCGCCACGUGGCCUGCGAUCAAUGAUUCACGUGUUGCCCAAGCCAUUUCCUCUUUCCCUUCCGGUUACCGUUCUUUUUUUGCUGACUCGUACCCGUUCACUGAACACACGUGGCAGUCCGAAAAACAUGAUCCACCGACGGGAUUAAUCUCAGCCGUUGAUUUAUACUAUAGAGGAGAGAUUAUCUACUCGAAGAUACAAGAGAUGGAAACAGAGAAAGGUAAAUCAGGAUGGUUCUUGUCAUCGCCUUUUCGGGUCGAUAUACUCGACCCGAAAGAGUCGGUUCAGACCCGGAUUCGAUAUCCGGGUGGGGAUUAUGAAGCGUGGGUGAAAGAUAUGGAAGAGAGCAUGAAACUUAACUGGAUAUUAAUCGAUCCGAUCAAGAAACGGGCAGCGAAUAUAUCAAGUCGAAAGGCGGUGUCGGCGAGGCGGAAUUGGCUAACGGGAGAUUUAGAAAUAAGGUUUUCAACUAUAGUGACGGCGGCGGCGGCGGAAGUGGCGGCGGUUGUGUCAUGCGGGUCAGCGGAAGCGUGGAAAGAGGUGGAUGAGGAAGUGGGAGGAGAAAUACACGUGAGAGACGUGAGGCUACAAGUUGAGGACAUAGAAGGAAAAUGUAUGAAAGGGAGGGAUAGUUUGGUAAUUUUACAAGGGUUGUUAGAGGGAAAGAGAUCGUGUAAAGAUGAUGAAGAGAGAAGAGCUAAAGAAAGUUUUAUUUUGUUACGGUAAAUAACUAAAGAAAAGUACAAAAAUACUUUAAGUGAUCCAAUAAUACAUACAUUUCUUUGUUAUCUUUUUUUUUCGCUCUUUGAAUUUGUAAUAAAGAAAAUUGUUGAGA